Parnassius apollo (apollo) is the source of this 432-nucleotide messenger RNA. The record is from the annotation of a GenBank genome assembly. NCBI's taxonomy places the organism in Eukaryota, Metazoa, Arthropoda, Insecta, Lepidoptera, Papilionidae.
AUGUCGGCCAAGCUCGGAGGUCUAACUGAUGCCGAAGUUAAAGCAGAAUUAACCAAAACGAUAAUGAAAUGUACAAAAGAGGUUCCUGUGGAUGUAUCGGAGCUGUUACAACUGCAGUUACUAAAAGUGCCAAAGAAAACCGAGACUAAGUGCCUUCUGGCAUGUGCUUACAAAAAUUUGAAAAGCCUGAAUGAAAAGGGUAUGUAUGACAUAGAACACGGUUAUAAACUUGCUGAAAUGACCAAAAAUGGGGAUGAAAAAAGGUUGCAAAAUGGCAGAAAACUGGCAGAUAUUUGUAGUAAAAUUAACGACGUUGAGGUAAGCGAUGGCGACAAAGGAUGCGAAAGAGCGGGACUUUUGUUUAAAUGUGUCGUUGAAAAUGCUCCCAAGGUACAAAAUGUAUUUUUCAACUUACCUAUUUUCCUAUCCUAA